This is a messenger RNA of Spizellomyces punctatus DAOM BR117, 3163 nucleotides long. RefSeq lists its product as uncharacterized. The transcript is spliced from 11 exons. The record is from RefSeq and is a predicted model, not a curated record. NCBI's taxonomy places the organism in Eukaryota, Fungi, Chytridiomycota, Chytridiomycetes, Spizellomycetales, Spizellomycetaceae. The coding region runs from base 7 to 2982 and encodes 991 amino acids. Gene Ontology annotation, molecular function: oxidoreductase activity; protein binding.
GCAACAAUGAUGCAUACAACUGCCCGCCUUGUCGUAAUCACAUUGCUCCUACCAUGGACUCUUGUCUUUGCCCAAGUUAAUGGCCAACAGAAGCCCACAGGCAUCGGUGUAGAAGGCCAACCCCAAUUUUCCUCGCAAACACUGCCGGAUCCGAGCACUUACCAGCAUUCAGUCUCUCUGGCGAAUGUCGGGAGUGGAAACUAUUCUAUGGCUUUUGCAUUGGAAAAUGGGGCGAAGAGCGUGAGGUUUUUGAUGAUGUUGAGCGGAGUACAAUUGAAUCGGGCAUGGAUGGGCAUUGGGUUUGGUUCCUCCAUGCUCUCCUCGGGAUUCAUUAUUACACAUCUACUCGCAAAUGGAAGCGUUGAAAUGCACGAGCACACUCAUAGAAAUCAAUAUGCUCCGCCAACCAGCCACGAGGAUCCUAAGAACUGGGUAAUGGAACCGCUGAACGGGGGAUACGUCAAUGGCAUAAUGUUCAGUGAAUUUCGUCGACCAGUCGAUCCGCCGCCGCCGGUCGAAUACCCGCACGUCACUUUGUCCUUCAUGAGUCCUCAGCAUAUGAUUUGGGCGUAUAAUCCAGCUUCGAAAAUAAACACAUUAGGGCAUUAUUUUACAUAUCACAUGCCCAAUGAUGAUAACGGAAAUGGCUUGCCCCACCUUCCUAACCAAACCCACGGCGCCCUCCUGGUAGACUACACCCGGGCGACCGUCGAACCCAUCCCUCUUAAUCCGUACCCUCCCAAAGUGGCUCACGGGUCACUCAUGUUCAUUGCAUGGCUCGUCAUACUGCCAAUGGGUGCCUUCAUCUCCCGAUAUCUCCGCUUCAUUCCGAAUUGGAUCUAUUUCCACCUCACCGCUCAGCUUCUCGGGGUCCUGAUCAUCAUAACAUCGUUCGUGGUCAUCCUGGCAACCUACAUUAAUUACAAUUAUCCCCAUGCAAUUCUGGGGACGACCAUGAUUGGGUUGCUGUGCUUACAGCUGUUACUGGGAUUAGGGAACCGGAAAAUGUUGCGAAGUGUCUUACCGUACUCCCCUCGUCGCCAGUUUAUACGCAUAUUCCAUCGAACGUUGGGGUACACUCUACUUCUCGCCGCGAUCGCACAAGUAGCUCUUGGAUUGCGCAUCCUCUUUCCCUUCGAAGAGCGGCGUGGGCUUGCAUUCUGGAUCGUGUACAUUAUCGUCGCAGGAUUGUGGAUCCUUUUGUUUCUUGGGACCGAAUUGUACCGCCGACUCUUUUUAUCCGUUAAGGAUAAGACUGUUCCAGCUCCGGAGGUGGAACAAGGGAACAAGUUCCUUGAAGCAGGAAAGCCCGUUCCGAAAGGGAUGACAGAAUUGGCAAAGGUGCAGGAUGAAAAAGUCUACCCUGAUUUACUUUCGUAUGAUUGGAGAUCUCUGGAUAAGGCCGUGUCGGAUGGGGCGAUCCUUGUAGUAGCGAACGGACGCUACGUCUACGACGCUUCCCAGUGGCUCCGCUCUCAUCCAGGUGGUCAGAUCAUCCUCUUGGCAGUCGCGGGAACCGAUAUAUCCAGUGAUUAUUUUCAUGAAGCCGGAUACGAUGCAGCGGAAUUUACCCCACCUCGUCGCAUACCAUUACAAAGGGCAGAACGACAAGAUGUGACGACUCUGCACGAAAGUAUCCCGUCCACCACGCCUUCCAAUCUCGCUCCUGAUAGUUUGACGUCAAUGAGCGGUACAACAGAGUUCAUGGAGACAUCACACUACUUGACUGAGGAGGACUGGUCCAAAAUCGUACGAGCACGUCGAACGCAUGUGCAUACAAAAGUCGCUAUCAUGCGCUUGUCGAAUUUGCUAGUGGGGGAGUUACAUCCUUCUCAUAAACGGUGGCAGAAGGCGUUGAACCAGGGGAGCGAGCCUACCCUUGUAAAUCAAGAUGUUGGGGAUGGCAAUGACGAUGCACAAAACAGAUUAUUCGAUCCAGAGGAGUAUCGUCGGUAUGCUUUAACAUCAAAGACACUCGUCAACCCCAACACUCCUGGCCACCCAAUCUUCCGCCUGAGAUUCUGUCUUUUGUAUCCUUACGAGCGCAGACAAGGCGAGCCAGAAAUUAUCUAUCCUGGGCAAGCAAUGGAGAUUCAGAUUCGCCCACAUGCCGAUCGAAUCCCUUUAUCGAGGUACUAUUCGCCUGUUCAUGGAAAUAUGAUGGCUCUUGAAGUCUUGGUAAAAAUGUACCCUGGGGACGGAGUAUCCGGAUAUUUGGGAAAACAGCGACUUGGGGAAAGACAGUUCAAGAUUCGCGGCCCGCUUGGGGAUCCAUUGGUUGGGCCGGAACGCCCGCUGGGGUUUGGCGGGACUGGGGCGGAUUGGGUGCCGGAAGAUAUGCUAUUCGUGUCGGCGGGAACAGGUAUAACCCCGUUCCUUCAACUUCUUCAAUAUCUCUUCCUACCCACAUCCGUUCCCCUCCUUGCAAAUGGUGACUACACCCCCGCAAUGUCCGAUGAAAUUGCUCUUCACGAGGGGGACACUAUCGUAGUGCAACAUCAUUAUCUGGACGGAUGGGCUCUAGGACGGAACAUAACCACGGGCGAAGAAGGAGCAUUUCCUCUCCCAAAAACGCAUCCCCGCACCUCAACGAAAUUAACGUUACUCAACGCUGUGCAUGCCCCACAAGACAUUAUUGGAACAGACCUCAUCGAUGCGGUUCUUCUAUCUUACCCUCGGCACCUUCAAGUUCACCACGUUAUAUCAUUGCGCGAGGGUAGUGUGGAGAAUGUCAGCGGAUUCGUAUACAGGGGGCAUGUAUGUGAGGCUGUCUUGGCACAGGCUGUUUCGAAUGAAAGCAUGGGGGAUGAGGAAAAUGAGAGAAGGUCUGGGAGGCAUGCAGUCGUGUGUGGACCGCCGCAAUUUAACUCGGCGAUGGUGGAUCAGCUCAUUUACAAGUUUGGAUACCAAAGCACCGAUGUCACCAUGCUGACCAGCGAUUCGCCGUAUUGGUAUCAUCAUCUUGAAACUUGUAAUGGGUGAGCACUGUCCUUGGAACUGUCGAUGUUGGCAUCUCUUUUGCGAUCUUGGUGACGCGGGCUUGGGACAUUCUCAGCACCCCUAUGUAUAUUUUUGCUUUUGUCUACGCCUCAUGUACAUACUGUAAACAGGUUCUGACCAUGUUGGUAAAUUGCAAUUAGGAGAUUUACUGGCAGCUUUCUCU